Messenger RNA from Pipistrellus kuhlii (Kuhl's pipistrelle), 4441 nucleotides. It is a transcript of the gene ZGRF1, whose product is annotated as zinc finger GRF-type containing 1. Gene Ontology annotation, cellular component: site of double-strand break; nucleus. The record is from RefSeq and is a predicted model, not a curated record. The transcript has 20 exons. Gene Ontology annotation, molecular function: zinc ion binding; helicase activity. The coding region runs from base 338 to 3883 and encodes 1181 amino acids. NCBI's taxonomy places the organism in Eukaryota, Metazoa, Chordata, Mammalia, Chiroptera, Vespertilionidae. Gene Ontology annotation, biological process: double-strand break repair.
GCUUCAGGUUUGAUGACUGAUUUAUACUGUACCCAGUAAUUUUUUCUAGUGUUAAAGGUUCAAUUAAAGUUUUAGAAUCAGGAUUUUCCCAUGUGUUUUAAGGUUAAUUAGCAUGGUGCCUCCUUUAGAGGUACCUUUUGUCAGUGGUGGCUUGUUACAUGUCUAGAGAGAAAGGAGGGAGAUAGAAAUGACAAGUGUUUUUCAAAGGGCAAACCUAACUUCCAGUUUUGGAGCAUUUUCCCAUCAAACUCUUAACAUACUUACUGGUCUUUUAUUCUAGUCCUUUUCCUUGGAAAGUGGAGAAGAGACCAUUUUUCCAGCUGUUACUCCUACACAGAUGGAGAGAACAACCUGGGACCCUCAGCCUGUUGAGUUCCAGGGGCAUCAAGUGCAGGGAUCUGCGACCAGUGCUGUGAUGGUCCGAGGGCACUGCCUGCCGCUGGAGUGUAGCCAGCUCCCUGGUCACCCCGAGCACAACAGCUCCACGGCCGACACCUGUGCUUGGGCAACCAAGCUGCCUCGCACUCGUGUGCAAGUUGACUACUUGCAGGUGCCCCCGCCAGCACAGGAGGGCUCAGCACCAAGCCCCGCCUCCGCUCUCUCUCUGCGCUCACAAGAUGAGGCCUUCCUGCUAGAAGUCCCCGAGGGGGCCCUGCAAGCAAGACCUUCACCAGGGAUGGGAAGAUUCAGUUCCCUGGAGGACCAGCACCUUCCAAGGCUUCCUUUAGUCAGUGGAGCCCUCGCUGCCCUCGCUACUGUGCCCCCAGCUGCUGGGCCACCUGACCGUGACCCUGGGGCCUGUGCCGCCCGGGGCUGGCAGCCGCCUCCUGGAUCUCCCCCGUUCAGCCUGUGUGAGGAGCCAGCCGUCCUUCCUCCCAGCUCCGGGCCCGAGGACCAGAGUGAAACCCUUUUGUGUCAGGUGUCCAUGGAAGCGCCCCCAGGGGGUGUCUCACUUCUCCAUCGAAUGUCUGCUCACAGCAGGUGGCUGAAAUACCAAAGCACGCCCCCGUGUGCCUUGCCGACUCCAAGCCCAGCGGAGGCGAGUGGCACGGAUGGCUGCCCUGCCACGGCCAUGGGGAUGUGUCUUGGUGACGCAGGUGAGAGACGCAGCGAUGCCGGGGCCGGCUCCUCGGGCCCCACGCCUCUGCAGAGGGUGAGGGGCGAGCUCCGGCAGCGGCAGCAGCAGGGCGCGGGUGCCCGGGACCUUGUUUGCCGCAGGAAAGCGCUGUCUGUGCGGCUGCAGUCUGCAUCCAAGGCCGAGGACGUUCGGGAUGUGUGGGAAGAGUCUGCCUGUGCCACCGGCUCACAGGAGAUAAACGUCUCUGAGCUGUGCUUCCCCAGUGGGCGGGAGAUGUGGUCUGCUCUCCUUCCCCGAAGGCGGACCCGCGUGCCCGCCUCCUUCCGGUCUCCCGCGCACUACAAGCAGGUCUUCACCGCCUGUCUCGUGGAACAUCUGAACAUACUGCUGUGCGGGUUGGCACAGAGGCUGCACAAAGCUCUUUCUGCAGUCGACAUAUCAUUUUACACGUCGUCACACGGAGAGGGAGGGAGCACUGUGGGAAACAGUGUGCCGUCCUGCCGCCAUCAGCGGCCCGCGAAGCUCGUCAUGGUGAAGAAGGAGGGUCCCAACAAGGGUCGUCUCUUUUAUACCUGUGAUGCACCCAGAGCUGACAGGUGUAACUUUUUUAAGUGGUUUGAAGAAGCGACCCCAGGACACAUCACACAGGAGGACUCUGCACCCGCCCUGGUGCUCAGUGACGUGAAGAGCAUUGGCUUGUACCUCCGGAGCCAGAGCAUCGCCCUCUACGAGGAGUGCCAGCUUUCUGUGAGAAAAGGAUUUGAUUUUCAAAGAAAACAGUGUGGCAAACUAAAGAAGUUUAUGACCGUAAAUCCUGACUUGUAUAAUGAACCUAAAAGCAAACUGUAUCUCAAGCUGAGUCGGAAGGAAAGUUCUUCAACUUAUAGCAAAGACGAUCUGUGGGUGGUCUCCAAAACCUUGGACUUCCAGCUGGACACGUUCAUUGCCUGCAGCGCUUUCUUCGGACCCUCGUCCGCCAAUGAGGUGGAGCUGCUUCCUCUGAAAGGCUACUUCCCCUCCCGGUGGCCCACAGACACAGUCGUCCAUGCGCUGUGGGUCUGCAACGCCAGCACCGAGCUGACCACCCUGAGAAACAUGCGGGAGCACUUCAACCCCUCGACCCUGCCUCUGACACAGCACCUGUUGGCCAUGCCUUCGUCAACCACAGUUAGCAGUAAGAGAGUGGAUAAAAGAACAUUUGUCCCACCAGCCUUCUCCAACACCAAGACAAACUGUGAGCUGCCCAGCCCAGGAGCAGCCCUGCAGCUAGCCAGGGAGUUCAUCCAGGCACACCAGUUGAACGAGGACCAAGCUUCAGCUCUCACCCAGAUAGCAGGCAUGGUGGCAUCGCGCGGGCCUGCCGAGGAAGGGAAGGGGCUGCCCGCCAGCACCCUGCCCAUCACCAUCAUCCACGGAGUUUUUGGAGCAGGAAAGAGCUACUUGCUGGCAGUGGUGAUUCUGUUUUUGGUGCAGCUGUUUGAAAAGAGUGACGCUCCCACCGUGGGAAGUGCACAGCCGUGGAAAGUGCUGAUUUCUUCUUCCACUAACGUAGCUGUGGACAGAGUGCUCCUCGGGCUUCUCAGUCUCGGAUUUGAAAAGUUUGUCAGAGUGGGGUGUGUUAGGAAGAUAGCCAAGCCGGUCCUACCUUACAGCUUGCAUGCUGGCUCAGAAAAUGCCAGUGAGCAAUUGAAGGAACUUCACGCACUGAUGAAAGAAGACCUGACCCCCAUGGAAAGAGUCUAUGUGAGAAGAAGCAUCGAGCAGCAUAAACUGGGGACCAACAGGACCCUCUUGGGGCAGGUCCGCGUGGUGGGCGCCACCUGCGCAGCCUGCCUGUUCCCCUGCAUGGCCGGCCUGCGGUUCCCCGUGGUGGUGCUGGAUGAGAGCAGCCAGAUGACAGAGCCUGCCUCCCUCCUCCCCAUCGCCAGGUUUGAGUGUGAAAAGCUGGUUCUCGUUGGGGAUCCCAAGCAGCUUCCCCCCACUAUCCAGGGAUCGGACGCGGCUCAUGAAAACGGGUUGGAGCAAACUCUGUUUGAUCGACUCUGCUUAAUGGGCCACAAGCCGGUCCUGCUGAGAACCCAGUACCGCUGCCACCCGGCCAUCGCUGCUGUGGCUAACGACCUGUUCUACGGCGGUGGCCUCAGGAACGGCGUCUCGCCGGCCGAGAGGGGCCCGCUGCUCGCCUGGCUGCCCACGCUGUGCUUCUACAACGUCCCGGGGCAGGAGCAGAUGGAAGGAGGUAACAGCUUUCACAAUGAGGCGGAAGCCGCUUUCACCCUGAUGCUGAUUCGCGCUCUGGUUGCAGGCGGAGUCCCAGGCACCAUGAUCGGGGUGAUAACGCUGUACAAGUCCCAGCUGGGCAAGCUGUGCCAGCUGCUCGGGGCCGUGGACCUGGACCGCCCACACCUCGCGACCGUGCAGGUGUCCACCGUGGACGCCUUCCAGGGGGCCGAGAAGGAGGUGGUCGUGCUGUCCUGCGUGCGCACCAGGCAGGUGGGCUUCAUCGACUCAGAGCAGCGCGUGAACGUGGCCCUGACCCGAGGGAGGCGGCACCUGCUGAUCGUGGGACACCUGGCCUGCCUGCGGAGGAACCGGCUGUGGGGCCGCGCGAUCCAGCACUGCCAAGGGAGAGAGGACGGACUGCAGCAGGCCAGCCAGUGUGAGCCGCAGCUGAUGCGGCUCCUGGAGGAGCACGCCGCCGAGAAGCUCGCCGAAGAAAAGCAGAGGAAAGCCAGUGGGAGAGACAGACAUCAAGAUGCGUCUCGUUCGCAAACGAAUGGGCCUGGAAUAGGGCCUCUGUGUUAGGGGCACAGGCACCCUCACACUCACUGUUUCUAUUACCCCAGACCCAUUCUCAAAAAAGACUCGUGCUGUGUCAGUCACACCAGAUAAAUGCACAUAAACUCUCUGCAAGAGUCCACAUUACUUACACUGAGAUAAGCUGUUGAUGGUGACAUAAAAGCUUAUAAUAAAUAUUUUUUUCUAAAAAUUAAGAAUUUGCUUAAAAAGUAGGUUUUACACUAGGGGCAGGGUCAGCCUUUAUGGCUUUUCACUUGCUUCAAAAGUGAGCCAGUCUCUCAGCUCACCUGUGAGCGGGGCCCGGCUCUGCCGGCGCCUCCCGAGCCGUGGCUCCAUCAGCUUGGGCCCGUCGCCUGCCACAGUAGCAAGCAGGGCUCUCGCUGAGGCCCACCUGCCCCGAGGAGAAGCAUGGAGCUCACUGGUGGAGAGGCAGCGCCCAGGCCGGGCCGGGCGGCCCCUGGUGGACAGUGAUGGAAGAACUGCCUGCCUUGGGCCUUUUCCUAUGCGUUUAUUUGCCCAAUGCAAUAGUUAUUGGUGUAUAUAUUAAUAGUAUAUAAUCGAUUU